This is a messenger RNA of Dermacentor silvarum, 3244 nucleotides long. Its product is annotated as hemicentin-1-like. The record is from RefSeq and is a predicted model, not a curated record. Lineage: Eukaryota; Metazoa; Arthropoda; Arachnida; Ixodida; Ixodidae. The coding region runs from base 490 to 2391 and encodes 633 amino acids. Gene Ontology annotation, molecular function: calcium ion binding. The transcript has 11 exons.
AAAACGAGUGCUUAGUUGUACGCUGAAUGCCUGAAUUCAAGUAAGCUAUACUGCUAUACCUGCAAUUGUUAGCGGUUCGUCGGGAUCGUUUUUUGCUUACAACGAGGGACACGACAGAACCUUUGGCUGGUAGAGGUACAAAGCUUCGCUUUAAAAAAAUAAAACAGGAGAUUAUAAGUGCGCGUCCGCUGUUCCACUACCACGUCGCAGUAAGUCUAUGAUAUUGUAGUAUUUCCGCUUCACUGUGCAGAAACGUAUGCUACCGGAGCGGAGGACGGCGUGAGUGAGCUGGUUCUGAACAACGUUGUCCCACGUGACCAGGGCUCGUACACCUGUGUGGCCGAGAACGGUGCCGGGCAGCAUAAGGCCACAGCAAACGUUGUGAUCGGAGUCAGUCCUGUGAUAGCGGAGGCCCCGUCGUACACCGAAGUGGCCGCAGGCGAUGAGCUGUGGCUACACUGUGCCGCCAAUGGAGAACCUGCACCAAAGAUGUUCUGGCUCAGGGACGGACAUCAGGUCGACAACGGAGGUGGUCGUAUUCAGCAUUGGCACAAUGGCUCUCUGCACGUCAAGCCGGUCGAGGCCGGCGACGCUGGGGAAUAUCAUUGCUUGGCGAGCAACAAGUUUGGCAUGGCCCAGGCCAACCUCACCCUGUCUGUCCUCACGCCACCUUCGUUCGACGAGCCACCCGCCGAUGUCGUUGCAAUUGAGAACGAAGCUGCGACGCUUAAGUGCGCCGCCAGUGGACUGCCAGCGCCCACGUAUGCCUGGUUCAGGGUAGGGCAGGACGCCGUCCAAACAAGCGCCUCGCCCAAUGGAACACUGCACAUUUUGCGGGCACAGGGCUCUGACGAAGGCCUCUACCGGUGCCAGGCGAGCAACGCGCUUGGCACGGCCACAGCUCAAGCUCGCCUCAUCCUUCAAGUGGACGGCAAAUGGUCUGAGUGGUCGGAGUGGGGCGAGUGCAACUGCAACGGCCUCCGGAACCGGACUCGACGCUGCGACUCCCCGCCACCGCGCAACGGCGGAGACGACUGCGUCGGAGAAGCGCUCGAGACACUGGCGUGCGAGAAGGCUACGUGUCUACCGGUGGAGGAGCCGGACGAGGCCCUGUGGGGCCCCUGGGGUCCGUGCAGUACGUCUUGCGGACCAGGACUCAAGGAAAGACUGUGCGUCUCUGCCGCUUCCGGCCAGCCCUGGCACGGACCGGCCAACUCGUCGUCAUCCUGCGAAGGGCGGAUGCGUGACGUGGUUGCCUGCUUCGAGAGUUCCUGUCCUGUGCAUGGCGGCUGGGGUCCCUGGUCUGAGUGGUCGUCCUGCUCGGCGUCCUGUGGCGGGGGCACCCGAACGCGAAGGCGCAGCUGUGACUCCCCCGCGCCCGCCUGGGGAGGUCGCCAGUGUCAGGGGGAGCCCGAGCAAGAAGACUUCUGCCACCCGGAAGCCUGUCCCGUGCACGGUGGCUGGUCCGAGUGGUCCCCAUGGGGCGAGUGUUCGGCCACUUGCGGUAGGCGGCGCCACCGUCGCCGGUUCCGCACUUGCGACAACCCGCGCCCUGCGGAUGGGGGACGUGGCUGCCUAGGUAGUGAUCACGAGACGCGCCGCUGCCCGUACAAACCGUGUCCGCAAGCAUCUGCUCGUACAUCCACUAACCGUCCUUGGACCAGCCCUUUGAUCGCCGGAAGAAUCCAAGAACUGCGCUCGGCCCCUUUAUCAGCCUUCGUCAAGGACUGGACCUGUCCCGAAGGCUACCUAGCAAUAGACGGCGUAUGCGUGGAUGAAGACGAAUGCACAAACUAUAAUCAAUGCCAACACGAAUGUAAUAACAGGCCAGGCAGUUACGAGUGCGUCUGCCCGGUCGGCUACAAACUAGAAGAGGACGGCUACACGUGCCACGAUGUGGACGAGUGCCGGGAAUCUCGACCGUACUGCGGCCUCGACCACGCCUGCUUCAACACGCGCGGAGCAUUCGAGUGCGUGCAUGUCCCUUGCCCGGCCGGCUACGAGCGGGACGCGCUGGAGAACUCCUGCAGGCUGCGCUGUUCCCGCCGAGAGGACUGCGGCAGUGACAGGACGGACGUGGUGACGUAUGCGUCGGUGGCGCUGCCGCGCGACGUCCUCUCUGGCGCCCCAGUGGCGCGACUGGUGGCCAGGGACCACGAUGGGGCCGCGCUGCGCCACACUGCCUUCUCGUCUCUCAGUGGUGACGCGCAGCCGUUCGACGUGAGCGCCGCCGACAGCGGAGUCGGCCUCGUAUUCGCCACUCGUGACCUGCAGCCUCGGACGAGCUAUCGCGUCACCCUGCACGCCGUUUCCCGAGACGAGGCCAACAGAACAGUGUUGUUCACCACGCGGUUCUUCCUUUAUGUCACGACGGGUGCCUACCCGUUCUGACCGGGCGUGGGACGCCCGGACGGAUUCACUCAUUCACUGCGAACUCCCGCAACAUAUUUGCCAUUGCUGUAUAAAUUACAUGUCAGCGUGGUUUGUGCGGCUCCACGCCACGGCAAAAAGAAGAGAUUCUCAAACGCGCCCAGCGUACACAACUGAGUGUGCCGUCUGCGAGGUCAGCAUAAGACAAGCUCUUCGAGUUUCGCAAAUUAAAUGCUAAGCCAAUUAUUAAAGCACAGUGCAUGCAUGCUACUGCACUUGUCGCAUUGCACAAUGACCUCGAGUCUGGCGCAGCACUGUUGAGCUGAGCGUAUUGUAAAUGCGUGUUCAAAAAGUUCGAAGUGAAUGGCAUUAGUUUCAACAUCUGCUGAGACACAUUUUUUUGAAAGACUCUGCGUUGUUUUUAAGAGGCAAGUAAUAAAAACCACAAUAUCAAACGGACACACAUUUCCAGGAUUAGGGGAGCUUUUUGAUCCCGAGAGAGACUAGUUGUUUGCAGAUUUUUGGGCUGCCUAGACUAGCCAUAAUGGAUCACGGAGGCUAAUUUAUGUGACAGUCACGACACACCACAGCCGGGUCAAAGCAAAGACGUUUUAGUAGCGAAAAGAAGAUGGAGUGAAUAAACCUAAUUUGAUGAGUUUUGCUCUUUUCUUUCCUGCGGUGACAUUCUUUUUCUCAACCGUUGAAAACAAAUAGAACUUUAGUGAUGAGCGUUGUUUAGCCACAACAGUGACAUCAGGGAAAGAUUAAUUUUUUAUCCAUAAGCCAAACCAAGUGUUCCCUUUGCGCCACAGGACUCGUCGGAGCCACGCUGCUAUAUACUGUAGGACAGAAAGCAAAAUAAAUUAGCAGACAA